AUGGCUCUAUCCAACCUUUCCGUUGACUUCACCAACCGUGAAGUGUUCUUUGACCUGAGAGACAAUGAUUCAGUUUCUUCCUUAGGGUCCACAUCUUCCUUUGAUGAAGAUGACAGCGACGACGAGAGCCUUAGUAGUCAUAAGAUGCGAGAUGAUAGGGAGCGCGCCGCAUGUUCUUUCUACCAGCGAAAACAGAGAUCAAGUCGAAAGAACCUCCGCAACAUGUCUAGUAGCAAACUGCAUCGUCGUCACCUCACAUCUCCUGAUCUCAAGAUCGACCAGUUCAACAGCAAGAGCAACGAACCAGGAGCAGCCAACUCCAGAUGGAUAUCUGAAACUACAACAAGCUUCACGAAUUUGACCGUCACUCCGCCAGGCUCCAAGACCAACAUGCGGAAGUCACGCAGUCUGGAAGACAAAGGGGUCAACGCCAACGAUAGAUGGACAUCAAAGACCUGCAAAAAGUCCAGACCGAAGAUUACUAACGAGGUUUUGGAUAUCAGCGGUAAUACCCGAGCUUCGGCUGAUUCCAGCAAAGACUCCUCUGGAAGCAACAGAUGGUCAGCAACGUUGCCCCCAACUAACCCGCUCUUUCGUUCCGCGACAGUGGACCACGCUCCACGUACUCCAAGGAGUUCACUAUCUGAUCUCAAGAACAUCCGCCGCUGUGCCGCUGAAGAGCCUCCCGCUUCGCACAAUGCUCGAUGGGGUGCAAUCCCAUCAGCCCCACCCCGCGCCUCGUACCCCUCAAUACUGCCCUCGCCUCCGAGACACCCACCGGCCCAAAGCCGCAGACGCACGUCUCGAGAUUCUGCUCCUGAUCUUCUUCGAUGUCGGUCGCACAAGGUUGUGAGUCCUGAUGACGGAGGCCACGAGAAGAACGCAACGUGGGCCUCUGGUGGACCGAGGUCGCCGCUCUCUUCGUCUACAGACCUCUCUCAAACAAGCAGCACCAGGAGGCCCCCCCUUCCCGUGCGAGGAGCCCUCAGUCGAUGGAACUCAUCCUCAAGCUUCACUGUGAACAGCAUGAGCGCCGCUUCGAUUGAUCAGCUGUCUACCAAGCCAAAGCUUCCCAAACGUCGACCUCGUCGCCGUUCGACGAAGAAGAGCAGGACGCCUUCCGUUGAGCAAUUGGGCACACCUCAAGGUCAAGUCACCGAGCGUACACGCGAGAAUGAAAGGAGCGAGAAGACUGCCCAAGACAACGAGCAAGUGCGAGAGACAAGGCCAGAAGAGCCGGUAUUCGUUGAAGGUGCCACGUUGACGGCAGGCACAGGUACACAGGAAGCAACCGAACUUCAGGAAAGAACAAAUGAAGAAGAAACGAAGAUGGAUGCCAGCGUCGAAGGUGCCCCGAAGGUUGGUGGUGUUCUCCUUCAAGACGACACCUCGGGAAUGGAGGAUGAUUCUUCAAAUAAGUUUCAUCUCCGGUAUUCCAUGCCUCCAUGCAUGGAAUGCUUUGAAACCAUUCCUGAAGAAGCUAACGAAGAUGAGGUCAAACCACCGCCUCUCACGAAUCUUCAGCAUCAGUGCUCUGACAGCUUGCUCCGGGCUCCAAAACGGCGCAAGAGUGCCAGCUCGGCUGCGUGUCUAGAGGAUGAGUCCGAGCUAUCGAUUUCGCUGAAGGACACAUCGUCGCUUUCGGUCUCUGUAUCGAAGGAGACCUCCUCCUCCUCGUUUCUCUGGGAUCUCAGUCUCUCCA
This is a messenger RNA of Seminavis robusta, 1702 nucleotides long. The record is from the annotation of a GenBank genome assembly. NCBI's taxonomy places the organism in Eukaryota, Bacillariophyta, Bacillariophyceae, Naviculales, Naviculaceae.